This is a messenger RNA of Pecten maximus, 6353 nucleotides long. RefSeq names its product ribonuclease 3-like. NCBI's taxonomy places the organism in Eukaryota, Metazoa, Mollusca, Bivalvia, Pectinida, Pectinidae. The record is from RefSeq and is a predicted model, not a curated record. Gene Ontology annotation, cellular component: nucleus. Gene Ontology annotation, molecular function: double-stranded RNA binding; ribonuclease III activity. Gene Ontology annotation, biological process: regulation of gene expression; pre-miRNA processing; rRNA processing.
AGUAGAGAGUAGAAUGCGGUAGCGAUGUGCAGAUUGGUCCAUGCUGAAUUUGUUGGUUAAGAACUUUUGAUAUCGUUAUAGAUGAAUAAUGGAUCCUCGUGGAAACCCCAGAUUAAUGGGACAGAUGAGAUUUCCGUGUGGUAUGGGAAACAAUAUUUCUCCCCGGAUGCCACAACAACAGGGUAUGUUUCCAAAUGGGAGUCCAUUACUACAGAAUCAAUCGCCAAACCUUUUAGCACAGAUGUCGCCUGGUCUUCGACUUCCAAUGGGUUGUCCCGCAGGCAUGACUGGACCUCCCCCAACAAUGAGGUUGUUCAACCCAUUAGGCAAUGUUCCAAUCUCUGUUCCUGGUCAGAUUCAGCCAUUAUGGGGGACAGGAGCCUUAUCAGGGAUGCAACGUCCUAAUCCUAUGGCUGCUCAAGGGCAAAUGAUGUCAGGAAACAUGAACCUUGGAAAUGUUCCAUCUCUAAAUUUGAUGGGUGCAGCACCCAAUGUACCUUCCCAACACGACCAGCUGGCAUUUAGUCCAACAGCUGUCAAUUUACAGAUACCACAACAAGGUGGCAUGGGAUUUAUGAAUGGUGGUCAGAUGAGAUCUCCAGUUUAUCAGAACAUGAAUCAGUCACAGUUGGGCAUAGCGGGUAACAUGGGACAAGGUCAGAACCAACUUACUCAAAACUGUAAUAAUACAAACAUAGGGGAAUGGACAGAAGAAAGCUGCCAGUCCUCUUUAAGGUCCAAAAAUUACAGGGACAGAGAUGGAAGACAGAGAGAUCACAGUAGAGGUGAAGACAGAGAAGAGAGGUCAAACUCUAGACGUAACAGAGACGGUGAAAGGUCACAACGCUCUGACUGCAGUGAUCAGGCCAGAUAUCGUGGCAGGAGCAUGUCCCGGGACAGAGGUGGGGACAGAAAGGGGGAUUCACGUCCUCGAGAUAGAGAUUCAGCAGAGUCAAGGAAAUCUAGGCGUGAGUCCUCAGGCCGGUCAGACUCGCGAAGGAGGGAUAGCUCAAGAUCUAGAGAUAGAAGAAGUCCAAGGGAUGAUAAUCAACGAAAAAGAAGUCCAAGAGAUGAUAACCAGCGAAAAAGAAGUCCAAAAGACGAUAGCCAGAUUAGAAAUAAUUCUAGGGGAUUUGGAGGUAAUAAUAGAAGAUAUAAUUCAAGAGGAAAUGUAUCAAGGGGAAACAACUCCAGAUCUGGUGACUCAAGAAGAGUAAAUUCUAGUGAAAGUCCACGAAGGGGAGAUCGUCGUGAGGAUAAACCACAAAGUAACUGUGAUGAUGAAGAUGAAAUGAAAGGAACCAAGAGACGAAACACUGAGGAAUCUCACUGCAGCGACUUAAAAAGAAAACGGACAGUCAGUCCAAAAUCCACCCCAAAGCAAGAAGAGGAAGAGCCGUCGGAUGGGGACAUUGAGACAGAGAGCCAGGCUGAAGCUUUGGAACCCAGAGAUGUAUUCACACCCGCAUGGAUCAGGUGUUCUCCAGCUGAUCUCUACUUUACCAGGAGCACAGAUUCAGGCUGUGUGGAAAGUACAAAGAGAAUGACUGACUUAGAGGCCAAGUUUGACCUGGAGUUGCUUCAGCGAGCCAAGUUGAUCAAGGAAGCUCAGCCAGUUGUAGAGAUUCCUCCACGACCAUCAGUCCUACAUGGUCACAUCCACCAUCACCAUGAUCACUCUGAAUCAGACAGCAGUACCAGUAGCAGCUCGGAUUCUGAUGAUAAUGAGGAUGAGGAAAACAAAUGGAUGGAGGAGCUCAACAGGAAGAAGAAUCAUCCUUACAGACUUCAUGAGGAACUCUGGUACAAUGACCCAGGGGAGAUGAAUGAUGGUCCUGUCUGUCGCUGUAGUUUGAAAUCCAGAAGAACAGGAAUUCGUCAUGACAAAUAUCCUGGAGAGGAAUCUUACAAUAUGUGUGAUCCUGUGUCAAACAACAGAACAACAUUGUACCACUACGUCAUCACCAUGUCUCCGCCAACAAACUUUCUGACUCGCAGCCCAACCAUUAUAGAGCAUGAUAAUCAUGAAUAUAUAUUUGAAGGAUUUUCAUUAUUUUCUCACUACAAGCUUGAAAAUAUUCCAGUGUGUAAAGUGAUCAGGUUCAACAUUAACUAUACAAUCCACAUAUUCGAGGAGACUGUUCCCGAGAACUUUUCGAUACGAAGCCUGGACCUCUUUUCCCAGUUCCUGUUCACGGAAAUUCUGGAGCUGGUAGAUUUAGAUUGGAAGGGACCCGGAGGGGAAGAAUCGUGUCCACGUUUUCACCUCAUGCCGAGAUUUGCUCGAAGUCUACCAGAAAAUGGUAAAGAAAUACUAUCGAUGAAUGAAGUGUUGUUAUAUUUGCUGCGGUGCUCCAAACCACUGCUGGAGGAGACAGAACUUGCUCAGAUGUUGAAAACUGAUCAGCAUGAAUGGCAGAAUUUCCUGGAUGAAAUACGAGGAAUGGUGGUGACCUAUCCAGGAAUGAAACCGAGCUCCCUUAGGAUUGACCAGCUUGACAGACAACAGUCAGAGACGGACGUCAUCACAUAUCCCCUCAUCAUCCACUUUGGUAUACGUCCUGCACAGCUGAGCUAUGCUGGAGAUCCCUACUACCAGAAAACAUGGAAGCAGUAUGUGAAGUUUAAACACCUCCUAAACAGUAAACCCAAGGUGACCUUCUCAGACAAACAGAGGCUGGAGCAGAAGGAGAGUUACCUACAGGAGCUCCGCACCAAGAGCACCAUGAAGAGAGAAGUUACCGUGGAGAUCAGUAGCGAGGGUUUCCUAAGGACAGGAAUCAAGUCAGACAUUACCCAGCAUGCCAUGCUGAUUCCAGUGUUACUUGGCCACCUACGCUUCCACCAGUGUCUGUCUGUACUGGAGAAAACACUCGACUACAAGUUCAACGACCGAUCACUGUUACAGUUGGCUUUAACCCACACUUCUUACAAAGUCAACUAUGGCACUAACCCUGACCACGCCCGUAACUCCUUAUCUAACUGUGGGAGGAGGCAGUUAGAGUAUGGUGAUCGCAAAAUCCACUACGCCCAUACACGAAAACGGGGUAUAAACAUCCUCUUAAACAUCAUGUCACGGAUGGGUAACAAAGAUGAGUUGUCAUCAGAGAUUCCACACAACGAAAGACUCGAGUUCCUCGGGGAUGCUGUCGUAGAGUUCAUCACAAGUGUCCACUUAUUCUACAUGUUUCCCUGGCUGGAGGAAGGCGGACUGACCACCUACAGGGCGGCCAUCGUUCAGAAUCAACAGCUUGCUGUUCUGGCAAAGAAACUCGCCCUACAGAACUUCAUGCUGUACGCCCACGGUCCAGACCUCUGUCACGAGUCCGACCUUAAACAUGCCAUGGCAAACUGUUUUGAAGCUCUUAUGGGUGCUUUGUUUAUAGACAACGGUAUAGAGCUAGCUGGUCGUAUUUUCUGUCAGACGCUGUUUGAUGAUGACAGACUUGUGAAGACAUGGCGAGAGCUGGCACUACACCCUCUCCAGGAGGAGGAGCCCAACGGAGAUCGGCAGUGGGUGGAGUCUAGUCCGGCAUUACAGAAAAUGUUGAAUUUCGAGCAGGCAACUGGGAUAACAUUUAAUCAUAUACGGCUGCUGGCCAAAGCGUUCACCCUGCGGAGUGUAGGCUAUAACAACCUUACAUUGGGUCACAACCAGAGGCUAGAGUUUCUCGGGGACACAGUUCUACAGCUGGUGGCAUCACAGUACUUGUUCCGACAUUUCCCUGACCAUCACGAAGGCCAUCUCUCAUUACUAAGGAGUUCAUUGGUGAAUAACCGGACACAAUCUAUUGUGUGUGACGACCUCAACAUGUCUGAGUAUGCCAUAUUUGCUGAAACCAGGGGAGAUAAGCUGGAUAUGAAAACAAAGGAAAAGGCUGAUCUUCUGGAAGCGUUCAUUGGAGCGUUAUUUGUGGACAAAGGUAUCGACUACUGUAACAUCUUCUGUAACGUCUGUUUCUUUCCUCGACUCAAGGACUUUAUCAUGAACCAGGACUGGAAUGAUCCCAAGUCUCAGCUCCAACAAUGCUGUCUCACCCUUAGGGAGCUGGACGGGGGUGAGCCUGACAUCCCCCUAUACAGGAUGAUAGAGGCAUUUGGACCAACCAACACUCGAGAGUACACAGUGGCUGUGUAUUUCAGGGACGAGAGAUUAGCCAAAGGGAUGGGCCACAGUAUACAACAGGCAGAAAUGGCCGCCGCCAGGAACGCACUCAAAGAGAGAUCAGAAUUAUUCCCUAUACUUGCUCACCAAAAAAGAUUCCUUGAAAAGAAGCAGAAGAAGAGAAAGCAUGUCCGUAAACAAAGAGGAGGAGAAAGGAACAUUGGGGAAAGAGGGGGCGGGUCCUCCUCAGGGUAUGGCCCCUCCCCCAGUAAGUCAGUAGAGAACCAGAGGAGACCAGGUAGACGAGGACGUUGAUAGUUACUGGAUGGUGGAGCUUCUAUUUAUCUAAUUCAGCUGUGGUGGACCUUUGUCCAAUACCAGAAAAAGUUACUGGAUGGUGGAGCUUCUAUUUAUCUAAUUCAGCUGUGGUGGACCUUUGUCCAAUACCAGAAAAAGUUACUGGAUGGUGGAGCUUCUAUUUAUCUAAUUCAGCUGUGGUGGACCUUUGUCCAAUACCAGAACAAUAUGCUCUCUUAAAAAACUGAUUUUGUUGAGUAUUGAAGAACCAUGUAAGAAAUCUUGGGAUCACAAACUGUCACUCUAGACCCCGAUCAGAGAUGGCUGUAGGGAGGCCAGACUCGGAUCAGAGAAGGCUGUAGGGAGGCCAGACUCGGAUCAGAGAAGGCUGUAGGGAGGCCAGACUCAGAUCAGAGAAGGCUGUAGGGAGGCCAGACUCGGAUCAGAGAAGGCUGUAGGGAGGCAGGGAAGCUGCUAGUACUGAUAGUACUGGUCAGUAAAAUACAUUUUUGUAGUCAUUUUUACCAGUAAAAUACAGAUUGAUUUUUGUAGUCAUUUUGACCAGGCCCUUUGUCUCUAUGUAGAACCAUGGUUGUCAACCAAAUAACCUACAGAAGGCUAUUAGUGUACUGUACUACGCGAGACACAGGGGGGAUUGUGUGAAAAUGGUUGGGAAUGCAUUUUUAACUUCCAUUCUUAUCUGAAACAGUCAGAACCAAGUCAGAUACAUUAGCUAGUCAGUAGUGAAUCAGUAAUACUAUAUAUGUACAGAAUAGUGCUUUAAGGUCAGGCCUUGUAACGUCAGAAUUAAACAUGAUUUUAUUGUUUUAACCAAUGAUUGAUGCCAUUCCCUGCCAAGUGUUUCCAUUCAGUGUUUAACAAACGACACACUAUGUACAGUACUUAGAUGUUUGAUAAAAUAUUCAUACUGUAUGUACAAUACAAGAUGAAAAGCUGGUUUUUAAUCCAAUUCAAAUAUGCAAAACUUCUUUAUGUAUAUCAUAUUCAAAGAAUGAAAUGAUGUUUAUGGACACGGGGAAUUCAGCAACGAGGGAAAUUUUAGAAAUAGUCUUUAGGAUAUGAAUAAAAAAAUAAUUUCUUUAAUGCAUGAUUCUUACAAAUUUUGCUGUUUUUCUUCAUACCCUAAUGAAUUUUUUUAGAAUUGCUCUCAACACUUUUAAGAAGUAAUUAUAUGUUGAUAAAUCGAAUCAAGACAAGAAAACUUAUUUUAAUACUUUGUAAAUGCUAUUAAUUAUGCUGAACAAAAACCCCAAAAAAACCCCAGUUUUUCUCAGAAAUUUCAAAAGAAAACUAUCUACCAAUCAAACUAUUACGUAGAUUAUCAGUACAAUGGAAAUACAUACAAAUUCCUAAAUAAUCACUGGUAGUAAAGAGGUACUGUUAUCUACUUCUCUAGUCUACACGAGAGCCUAGUCAAGGGGAAGCAACUCAUGUACAAAAUUGAUGACAUUCUUGUACAUUUGAUAUAUACAGUGUAACCUAGUAGAGACCUGUAUGUGAUUACUAGGAAUAUAAUAUCUAAAUACACAAUGUCUUUAUUUAUUUUUUUGUUACAUGUAUUUUGUUGUUUUAUGAAAUAAAACUCGAACAAGUGCUAAUACUUUACUAUCCUAUGACAAAUUCCAGAUAACUCCUUACAAUAUAUUGAGGAAAACGAGGUCUUAAAUAUUGCGCCAAAGUGUAUAAUCAUAAUUUAACAUUUCUAAUGUUGACUGUAUUCUAAGUUAAGAAUGAUAAUAGUUGUGGAUUUGUGAGCCAAUUCAAGUGUGGAAGUGAAAUCUAGAAGGAUGUGCUGGCAGUAAAGAGUGAUGAUAAUGUGCUUGUUUAUAUACACGAGGCGAUAAAUGUGCUCAAAGUUGUUUAGCCGAUGCUCUGUAUGUACACCUGAGGAAUGUAUGAUGAUCAAUUUAUAAAUAAAGAACUAAAAGUA